AAGUCCAUCGCCUACACUCUGACCAGUAACAUCCCUGAGAUCUCCCCCUUCCUCCUCUUCAUCAUCGCAAACAUCCCUCUGCCCCUGGGAACCGUCACCAUCCUCUGCAUUGACCUGGGAACUGACAUGGUCCCUGCCAUCUCUCUGGCUUAUGAAGAAGCUGAGAGCGACAUCAUGAAGAGACAGCCCAGAAACCCCAAAACAGACAAGCUGGUGAACGAGCGGCUCAUCAGCAUCGCAUACGGACAGAUAGGUAUGAUGCAGGCCACAGCUGGCUUCUUCACAUACUUUGUGAUCCUGGCUGAAAACGGGUUCCUCCCCAUUGACCUGCUGGGGAUCAGAAUGAUGUGGGACGACAAGAUGGUAAAUGACCUGGAAGACAGCUACGGACAGCAGUGGACAUACGAGCGCAGAAAGAUCGUAGAGUUCACAUGUCACACAGCUUUCUUCGCCAGUAUCGUGGUGGUCCAGUGGGCCGAUCUGAUCAUCUGUAAGACCAGGAGGAACUCCAUCCUGCAACAAGGAAUGAAGAACCGUAUCCUCAUCUUUGGUCUGUUCGAGGAGACAGCUCUGGCUGCCUUCCUGUCCUAUUGCCCCGGCAUGGACAUUGCCCUCAGAAUGUACCCUCUCAAGCCAUGCUGGUGGUUCUGUGCCUUCCCCUACUCCCUCCUCAUCUUCCUGUACGAUGAAGGCAGAAGAUAUAUCCUCAGACGCAACCCAGGCGGUUGGGUGGAGCAGGAGACAUACUACUGAGUCAACACACAGUCAGUGUUCCAUCGUUAUUUACUGCCAUGUUACAUAUUUGUCUGAUAUGUCAGUCAGACCCCGAAAACAAAAAGCAUGGAUGAAAUAAGAUUAUUUUGAUGUAUAUGUCAUUCACAAUAAAACAUUUCCGUACUAUUGUACAUUGAU
Anarrhichthys ocellatus (wolf-eel) is the source of this 912-nucleotide messenger RNA. RefSeq names its product sodium/potassium-transporting ATPase subunit alpha-1-like. NCBI's taxonomy places the organism in Eukaryota, Metazoa, Chordata, Actinopteri, Perciformes, Anarhichadidae. The transcript is spliced from 7 exons. The annotation marks the transcript as partial. Gene Ontology annotation, cellular component: plasma membrane. The record is from RefSeq and is a predicted model, not a curated record. Gene Ontology annotation, molecular function: P-type sodium:potassium-exchanging transporter activity. Gene Ontology annotation, biological process: proton transmembrane transport; sodium ion export across plasma membrane; intracellular potassium ion homeostasis.